Messenger RNA from Pieris rapae (cabbage white), 3243 nucleotides. It is a transcript of the gene RhoGAP54D, whose product is annotated as rho GTPase-activating protein 19. The transcript is spliced from 10 exons. Gene Ontology annotation, biological process: signal transduction; regulation of small GTPase mediated signal transduction. Bases 524 to 2998 code for a protein of 824 amino acids. Gene Ontology annotation, molecular function: GTPase activator activity. Gene Ontology annotation, cellular component: cytoplasm. The record is from RefSeq and is a predicted model, not a curated record. NCBI's taxonomy places the organism in Eukaryota, Metazoa, Arthropoda, Insecta, Lepidoptera, Pieridae.
CUAGUCAUUGCAAAUAUUAGAGAUAGUUUAGAAAUUACUUUUGGGAACAUAUAAUUUGUCUAAUAUAAUGAUUACUUCUUCAUUGUCGGCGGUAGCUGUUUGUAUUUUAGUUUAUUGCAGUGAUGAGUGAAGUUCAGGUGCCACAGACUCGACUGAACAUUCUGAAGUUGUUAUCUACAUCCGUUUUGUGUAUAAUUUAUUCUUAUGGCAACACUGAAUACCGAAUAAUCAAAAAAAAUCAGUGAUCGACCGUUGUAAAAUUGACAGUUGUCAUUUUUUAAAUAGCGUUUAUGAAAAUACUUCUACUUUGUAGUUUAUUUUGUGUUUAGUUUUUUAAAUGCAUGACUGUGACUGUAAAAUCAAUGUCUAAUAAUUUUUAUAUGAAAUCCAACAGUAUAACAUAGUGGACUCAUACUAGUAAUAUGGUAAUUUAAGACUAGUGUUAUUGCUAACAUGUGAUAUCUUGUUGCAAAGUGUUUGAUUCAGCACCAUACAUUAUUGAUACUGAUACAUAAAACCCAAAAUGAGUUGUCCCGAUAUUAAACUCAUAGAAAGACUCAGACAAGAAAAUUUAGAACAGUUUUUUACUUUAGUACGGAUGCAUUUAUCUUUUGUUGUUGAUAUAAACACAGAUGAUGUUGAUUGUUCAACUGAUAAACCAAAACAAUUCCGAUGGAAUUUUCACAAAAAAACUAAAAAUCCAGGAACAACACCUAAUCAUAAUGCAAACAAUACCAAAAAUAAUGUUGAAGCUAAUUCUAUCACUGAAGAAGGUAUUUCCAGAUUAAAUGAACUUAUUGCCUUUCUGUCAAAGCCUGAAAAUGUUACCCAAGAAGGAAUAUUUCGUAGAACAGGCUCAUUGAGUCGUCAACAGGAAUUGAGGCAGUUACUACAUACAGGAUCAAACUUGGGUCUUGAUGAUAGUAAAUUCUCUGUACAUGAUUGUGCUUCAGUUCUGAAAGGAUUUUUAGCAGAUUUACCUCAACCUCUACUUAUGGAUCAGUAUUAUCAAACAUAUUGUACCUUGGCAGCACAAUAUCCACCAAAUGCCGAAUCAUCAGAGGGUAAACUAUUGACAGCUCUACAGCUUUUGUUGUUACUGCUUACACCAUCACAUCGAAGUUUUCUUGAAAGACUGUUAAGCUUGUUGCGUCUUGUAGCGGAUAAUGAAGCAAGUAACAGAAUGUCACCAGAUACACUGGCAACAAUGUUUACACCACACCUCUUAUGUCCGAGAAAGCUGUCACCAGAGAACUUUCAUGCAGAUUCAAUAGCUAUGUCGCCGGUUAUUAGCUUCAUGAUACGUCACUCGUGUAGGCUCUUUGAGGCGCCCUCGCAGCUCGCCACAGAUUCAGCGGCGUACUUUGCUCUACGGGAGAGAAAACGGAUCAUGUCGCCCGAUGUGGAUUUGGAUGAAAGCAUUACUGAUAGGACAGCAGCAAGCACGGUGUACACAUUCGUGGACCGUCACCGAACACAAGUCGAGAACGAGACGAACCCAACGGAUACUGCGCUUGCGCAACUUUACGCCCAUAUUCAGGCGUUGCCCGACUCACAGCACAAACGACGGCUUGUCAAACACUUCAAUAGACAGAAUGGAUAUGGUACCCCAAUACAAAUACAAAGAACGGGAAAGGUUGCCGGUUCGAGAAGUUUUGGCGAUUCAAUAAAACGCCAUAUAUUUAAUAAGGGAAUUUUAAACAAAACACCAAAGAAAGGAUCAACUUCCAUGAUCCAUGCUAUAGAAGAGAAGUGCAAAGGAAAAUUGAAAUUCUCUGACGAUAGCAAAGAUGUAUCUCACAAAAAUAUCGUUCUUAAGAAUUUAGCCAACAAAAUGGCGAGUUCCGAAUCUUUAGAUGACGAUUACGAGUCGGAUGUUAGCAACGAAAGCACAUUAUCCGAAGGCGCUUUAAGUAAAUCUAGGAAAAUGAGUCCGAAGUUUGUUUCCGAGCCUAACUUAAGCGCGUUGGACUCGAACGAUGAAACUCCCAAAAACACAAAGAAACGUUCAAGGCUGUUUAGAUCCAAAGUUGUCUCGCAGCAGAGCAAAAAGUAUCAAAAACGUUCCAUUAUACGCAGCACGCCGACAUCCUGUGUGUCAUGCUUUGAGGACCAAGAUACAGAUAACGAAGUUUGUACCCCAGAAACAACGCCGAAGAAAAAUAUACUCUAUAGCAAUGAUUUAGAAUUGAAAAUUAAUUAUUUGACAUCCACACCGGGGGUGUCUGAGGUUUUUGAUGAGGAAUGUUCGACGCCGUAUUCGAUUAACUUUAGACGCGCCUCAAUGUCGCCUAUAACUCAGUCCACACAGAAGUUAUCUAAAGCGAUGCAGGAAUCAAUAAUGACGCCACGUUCUCGCAAACCUUUAAUAAUAACAACGUCGGAGCAGCGAGACAUCCCCGAGACGCAAGACAUUUACCAGUCUUUGUCUCCGAAGAACGAUAGUGAUUUCGUCUCUUCCGAGGACGAGAUGACUCGAUCUAGUUAUUCUUGUGAAAGGUCAAACUCAGCAAGUGCAUCGCUACCUCUAAAGCAAUUCGAUUCUCGAUCGAAUUGUUCAGACUACAGUCUAUGCGCACCAAGACUAUUCACGAACGAGAGAAAUAACGAUUUAAACACAACACUAAUCGAUGAUAUACCAAAGAAAUCCGAAGACCAAAAAUCGUUAUCCGGCCCAUUUCGGGAGUAUUUAUUAAGUAGAUCGGUGUUGACCGCUACGCCGAUCGAUCUAUCGAUUCUAAAUAAAUCGAAUGACGACGACAGGUUGACUGAUUCGUUGUUAUACUGUUUGGAUGGUAAUGUACCGUCAGAUUUAACAUCGUCCAUUGGCAAUUUGGCAGUCGAUAUAUCGAAUCGGUCACCGCUAAAACAUUUGAACUGCGAGUUAAGUCCAAACAGGAAGAGAUGUGGGAGUACGAUAGAUAGUAUGGAGAAUAAGAAAGUGAUGAUUGAGAAGGAAAAUUUAAAUCACUUUGAAUUACGGGAAACUGAUUUGUAAAACGCAGUUUUCGUCUACUUUGAAAAUGAUAAAUGAAAAAUUUGUUUGUUGAAUGUGGAAGUUAGAUAUUUGUUAAUUUUGUGAAAGCUCUCUGUUUAAUUAAGACGUCGCACAGUGAAUUUGCGUAAUUUUUACCUCCAUUUAAGGUGCCUUAAAAUAAUUAUUUUUGUUUUGUAAAUAGCGUGUACGUAUCGUAUAGUCAUUAUAUAUUUGAUAAAACUUGUAUUAAAUAUACCAAAUAAUAC